UUACACAAAAUAAUACUCAAAAUUUGGAUGAAGGACAACACGAUCGGUCUGAGUAUAAGUAAAACUACGUAUGGAGACGAGGUUCUUGCCGCCCAGAAAAACAAGUCUGUAGUGCAGAGUGCCAGUAACAACACCACCAUGCUGAAGACGGCUUGCUCGUCGAGGGUCCUCCUCCCAGAAGGAUUUGAGGUGAUUUGUAAUGAAACAAGAGUCGUCCCCAUCCACCCUUUGCAAGGAACUUUAUGCAGUUCGAACGGGAAGUGGACAGUUCGCAAUAUUCUUCAAAAAGUGUGCGUGGACACACUUAUGCCCCCAGAAGCUCUCACGUUUUUUGAAAAAGAUGAACUCGCCAUCAUCAUCAAAGCAGUGGAAGAGUUGAAGAAUUCGUUGGUAUUUGGGGACCGUGAACUAGUCUUCAUAGACGAAACAGAAGAAGGGGAUCGACCACUGGGCGACCCGAUUCUCAGGGCAAAGAUUGAACAAGGGACUUCGAAAAUUUGCAACUUGGAGGAACAGCUGCAUCAGGCCUCGCUUCGUGAAGAAAAGUUGCUCAAGGAGUUGGAGGAUGAGAAAAAAGCUCACAAUGAGACAAAACAAAAGUUGGUGGCGAUGAAACGAGAACGAGCUUUGUUGCUGCGUGCAAAUUCUGAAAAGAGGAAUGAGAACUGUGUUCCCCUCUCAAACACCACCAAAUCACCAGUGAAAAGGAAGAAAUGACAUAAUCUUUCUUGAAAUUAUCAGUUUUUCUUGUGAUCAAUCAUUAGACAGAAACAAUUAAAGACAACCUUUUUUGAGUGUUGUCGUAAUAUCGCCUUGCUUA
Folsomia candida is the source of this 820-nucleotide messenger RNA. RefSeq lists its product as uncharacterized. The coding region runs from base 28 to 717 and encodes 229 amino acids. The record is from RefSeq and is a predicted model, not a curated record. The transcript is spliced from 2 exons. Lineage: Eukaryota; Metazoa; Arthropoda; Collembola; Entomobryomorpha; Isotomidae.